AUGCCAGCACAACACCAAAAACGAUCUCGCGCCAGCGACGCCGCCGAUAAACCAUCGCGACCGACCGAGGAGCGAAAGCGACGCCGGACUUCGGAUGUCAAUGCACAGAGCCAGAAAAAGACAAAAGAAUCGAGUACCGCCCUCGAGGCUUCGGUGGGCGAUGCCCCGUCACUCGAACUCCAAAAACACAAGAGCCGUGCACCAUGGUCAUUCUCACGCCCAGUCGGCGGUCGCUACAGCAAUGUGGACACCGUGAUGACUUCUGAUGAAGCUCAUCUCUUUAUUGGACUUGAUACGGCAGUCCAGGUCUUUGCAACUUCGACCUCUCGCCUGGUGCGCACCUUGCAGAUGGAGGCUGGACAGAGUGUGAUCGGAUUUAAGAUCUGUCCCAUCGACCAAGAGAUCCUCUACAUUUUCACUUCCAGCUUUGUGACCAAAUGGCACUGGGAUUCUGGAAAGCGACUUGCUCGCUGGGGAAAUGGAUCCCGGGCCGUUGCAGUGGAUGUGCCAUUGGUCGAAAACGAAAGCCAAUUGGCCGCAUACACAAUUGUGAUUCAAAAGGACGGGAAGCGACAGAUUUCGAUCAAUGCCUUGAACGAUAAGAAGGCCCCUGGCAUUAUUGCUCUCAACACCGACGACCAAAUCAACAAGAUCCAAGUUGUUAGUGGGGGAAGAGUUAUCAUUGCUUGUGAUGGCACUCGUGUCUUCAUGGGUACCACAACAAACGUCGAUCUUGAAAAUGCCGAGUCUGUGCAGUAUAAGUGGAGAGAGACGAUCCUUCCAUCCACUGCCACCUGUUUCCACAUGCGCCAGCGCUCCGCACAAGACACCAAGCCUAAGAACUUAGAUGUCAUCGACUUGGCGGUUGGUGAGACAGGCGGAUCCAUCCUGGUCUACCAAGACAUAUUGAGCACUCUUUUUGGACGCAACACAGAGAAGAAAACAUCGCCGCAGAGAUUACACUGGCACCGUGGCGCUGUCAAUACUGUGAGAUGGUCGAGAGAUGGUAACUACAUCCUCUCGGGUGGAAAUGAGUCCGUUAUAGUCCUGUGGCAAUUGGAUACCGGCCGAAAGCAAUACCUACCCCAUCUGUCCUCCCCAAUUGUCAACAUCGUCGUUUCACCACAAGGCAGUUCCUACGUGGUACAACUGGCUGAUAACUCGGCCAUGGUCCUGUCCGCGAGAGAGUUGCAGCCAUCUGCCACCCUGACUGGUCUACAGCUUAGCUCGGAGGGAGGAAACACCAAGGACUCCAAAAAGUCGUUGAGCGCUAUCACAGCCCUCCACCCGCAACACCCAGAGCAGCUACUUGUGGCUGUUCCUGCUUCGCACCAAUCAAACCAUAGGCCCCAGCGCUCCAAUGCUGCCAUGCUGCAAACCUUUGAUAUCAGAUCCAACUCCCACAUUUCCCGCCAGGCUCUUGCUCGAACCAACGCCACAACAUUGAAUGUCGGCCCUGACGGAUCCACAAUAACCACACCUGAUAUCCGGAAUAUGGAUAUCCUCCAGGAUGGAAAAUGGUUGGCGACUGUCGAUUCUUGGACUCCCCACCGCCAAGAUGUGGAGGCUCUUGCUGACAUUGCCUCUCGCCGAGACAACGCUCCAUUGAGACCCGAGAUCUUCCUCAAAUUCUGGAAAUGGAACGCAUCUUCUAGUAUGUGGGAGCUCGUGACUCGUGUUGAUGGGCCCCAUUUCAACGACAACAACCAUGCCGCCGUGCUUGGCUUGGUUGCUCGCCCUAACUCUCACGAGUUCGCAACUCUGGGCGCCGAUGCACUCCUUCGUUUCUGGUGCCCAACCGCUCGUCACCGAAGUGGCCUCAAAACUGACGCUACCCAGCACCAGGAUACAUGGAAAUGCCGCAGCUCAGUCGACUUGACCGGCCGUCUUGGCGAUAGUGCAUCCUUGAAACAGGCCUGCAUGAGCUUCUCCGAAGAUGGCUCCGUCCUCGCAGUCUGCUUGCCAUCCGAGUCUGGCGCAAACGACGGCCUCGUCCUCCUAAUCGAUGUCCACAACUGCACAGUCCACUACCGACGAACCGGUGUCUUCCUCGGCACUCCCCAUUCCGCCAAAUUCCUUGGAAAAUACCUAGUCGUUGCGUCCGCAGGCUCAGUAGCAGUCUGGGAUACAGUAGACGACGUCGUCAAACCAGUCCAGUUACCCGAAUCCACCGCCUCAGCUAGCGCAGCGAACCCGCCUCUCGUCGCAGUAAACUCUCGAACCCAGACAUUCGCCAUCGCUAGCAUUGGCACCGAGACCUCAUCACAGAAGAAGAGACGUCAAACUCGAUUCCACAUUCGGAUUUACGACAUCUCAUCUCUAGACCUCGUUUUCCAAGAAACACUGCCAAGCUGCCCGCUCGCCCUUCUAGCAGAUGUAUACUCCGGUGAUUACAUCGUCGUUGAUGCUGCUUCCAGUGUGCAGCGCCUUGGCUGUCUCGAGAAGGCUUCGCAGAAGACCGUGCAGCCUUUGGAGGUGACUAGCCAUCUCACUUCGGGCCUGGCUAGCAUCUUUAGUCGUGGUAAUGAGAGAGCUCCUGCGCAGGCUAUUGAGGGAAGUAGUGCUCAGAAUAAGGGGCUGGCUAGCGUGUUUGGUGAUACACCUUCGUUCUCGCUGCCUUCUCUUGGUGUUUUGUUCAGGAAUGUUGUUCAGACUCUGGGAAGUAGUUAA
This is a messenger RNA of Penicillium odoratum, 2670 nucleotides long. RefSeq names its product WD repeat protein. Lineage: Eukaryota; Fungi; Ascomycota; Eurotiomycetes; Eurotiales; Aspergillaceae. Gene Ontology annotation, cellular component: nucleolus. The coding region runs from base 1 to 2670 and encodes 889 amino acids. Gene Ontology annotation, biological process: positive regulation of transcription by RNA polymerase I; positive regulation of rRNA processing. The record is from RefSeq and is a predicted model, not a curated record. The transcript is spliced from 3 exons. Gene Ontology annotation, molecular function: protein binding; RNA binding.